This is a messenger RNA of Punctularia strigosozonata HHB-11173 SS5, 318 nucleotides long. RefSeq lists its product as uncharacterized. Lineage: Eukaryota; Fungi; Basidiomycota; Agaricomycetes; Corticiales; Punctulariaceae. The coding region runs from base 1 to 318 and encodes 105 amino acids. The transcript has 2 exons. The record is from RefSeq and is a predicted model, not a curated record.
AUGUCGCAGCAACAAUCGAAACGCAAGCUCGAGAAAACGGGCAUAGGGAAAGGCGCCCCUGGCUUCUUGACGGGCGUGAAGCGCGUAGCAGUGACGCCGGAAAUCGCAGCGCGAUUGCGGCGAGGGGAGCACGUCAGCCCGGAGGAGAUAGCGGCGUGCCAGGAGAGUAGCAGUGGUCCGCGCACGGAUAAACCUACGGGACAGGAUGCUCCUCAGGACGACAGCAAGGAAUCCGAGCCUGACAACGAGUGGCUUCCUGACGAGCUGAAGGCGAAGAGCAAGCGGAAACCGGGUGCGAAGAGGGGCAAGAGGCGAUAG